AUGGGUGACUUUACUGGAAUCAGCAAAUCGAGUGUUUGCCAUAUUAUUCAUCGGACUUCCAGGGCUAUUGCGAGUUUACGUAGGUAUUACAUCAGAUUUCCAACAACUCCUGCAGCCAUAAGGCAGAUUCAAAAAGAAGAUUUUCAUCGAGCUGGAUUUAUACGUGUUAUUGGAGCUAUCGAUUGUAUGCAUGUUAGAGUUAGAUCAUACGCGAUAGUCAAUUCACGUCUUCAAAUUAUGGAUCUAGUUGCGCGAUGGCCGGGAUCUACUCAUGAUUCUACAAUUUUUGAUCAUUCAUUAAUAAAAUAUCGCUCUGAAACUGGAGAAUUCGGAAACUCAUGCUUGGUAGGAGACUGUGGAUACCCUGCUUUGCCAUAUUUGAUGACUCCAUUAAUAAAUCCAAGAACUGCUGCAGAACAAUUAUACAACGAAUCCCAAAUAAGAACACGAAAUAUGGUUGAACGAUGCUUCGGCAUUUGGGGAAAAAUUUUUGCUGUGUUGACUAUUGGCUCACGUUUUUUCAAUGUUGAAUCAACAUUACCAGUUAUAGUUGCAACAGCAAUUUUAUAUAAUCUCCGUAUGUCAGUGAAUCCUUCUCCUUGCUUGGUACAAAAAAAUGGUGCUCAUGAAGAGGAAGAAAAUACUGAAGACGAGUGUGAUACUGAUGAUGGAUUGUAUGUAAAAAAUGAGAAUAAUAGCUUCGUAAAUGACAGCAGAUCACUAAAAACAUCUUAUAAAGCUAGAGUAGACCUCGAAAAUCAAGUCUCUAUGCUUGAAAAGGACUUAAAAAGUGCAACAGAAGUUGGAUUAGAACUAGAGUGCAUGCUGAGGGAACUUCUAGCUAUUAAAAAUGAAGAGAAUAAUCUUGCAAAGACUGUUUAA
Molecule: messenger RNA, 882 nt
Organism: Chelonus insularis
Lineage: Eukaryota; Metazoa; Arthropoda; Insecta; Hymenoptera; Braconidae
Product: putative nuclease HARBI1
Exons: 4
Coding region: 1-882 (293 amino acids)
Source: RefSeq, a predicted model, not a curated record